Microplitis mediator is the source of this 3116-nucleotide messenger RNA. RefSeq names its product exostosin-2 (gene sotv). Gene Ontology annotation, cellular component: membrane. The transcript is spliced from 2 exons. Gene Ontology annotation, molecular function: glycosyltransferase activity. The record is from RefSeq and is a predicted model, not a curated record. Bases 617 to 2803 code for a protein of 728 amino acids. Lineage: Eukaryota; Metazoa; Arthropoda; Insecta; Hymenoptera; Braconidae.
CAUUUAUUCAUUUAUACUAUUGAUAAAAACGUGCGCAAUUCAUCAGAACACGAGAAACUUUCGACAAUUGAGCAACAAAUUUAAAUAAUUAAAUUUAAAUAAACAAAAAAUGGGUCUCUUUGGUUUAUUCAAAAGUAUUUACAAUGAUCCGUUUAAAUGGUCAUUGGUUAAAAGCAUUGCGAUGUUCGCUUUUGGUGUUUCCCUGGCCCUGGAGAGCCAAGGAGUCGAUUUAAUGGCACCCCCGCCAGUAAUAAAUGUCUAGUUGAAUAAAAUAAACAAUUUUCUAAUUAAAAAUACCUCAUUAUGUUUUUCUAAUUAUUAUAAUUAAUGAUAAUUGUAAUUUUAAGUUAACAAUUACAGUAAUAAUUUAAAUUUCCGCCAAAAAAAUGAUUUUUAUUUUUCCCCGCGAAAAAUUUAUAAUUUAAAAUUGAAUAAAUUUAAAUUAUCAUGAAUUACUGAGUACUUGUCAUUUAAAAUUUAAAAAACUCCUGAUUAUUCGAAUUCCAAGAAUUUAAACAACUGAAUUUUUUUCUCCACGCCACCUUGAAGAAUCAUAACCUCAAAAAAAAUACUAGAGUAAGUCUGUGAAAAAAAUGUAAAAUAAUAAAAAGUCACAAUGAUAUCAACGCAUUUAAUGCGCAAGCAUCAUCAUCAUUAUCAUUAUCACCGCAAUAUUUUGUUAUCAAUCGUAGUAAUAGUGAUCUGUGUGAUAACUCUGACAAUUGGAUACCAUUUACUCGGAUACGUAAACACGAAAAAAGAAAUAAUUUACUCGCCAGUGAGAAUUGAUCUGGACACUUUGUCAUCACUACCGCAGGUAUCGAUACCCAGGACACCAGCAUCUCCAACAAAUAUUUCCUGCACGCACUUCACCUGCUUCAAUGUCUACCGCUGCGGUCAGCAGGGCAGCAAAUUGCUGGUCUACGUCUACCCGAUCAAAAGUUACGUCGACGAAGACGGGGCGGUGAUAAAUGGUCAGCUGUCACGGGAAUUCAUCCAGAUCCUGGAUGCCGUAACACGCAGUAAGUUUUACACCCCAGAUCCUCACCAGGCUUGCCUGUUUGUCCCGUCAAUAGACACUUUGAAUCAGAACAAAUUAAAUGUCCGGGCUGUUGGCAGAGCGCUCAGUGCCCUGGAGUUUUGGAACAAUGGCGAGAAUCAUUUGAUAUUUAAUUUAAUAUCCGGUGUCUUUCCUGAUUACAACACCAGCAUUGAUGUUGAUAUUGGGAGAGCGAUGCUGGUUGCUGCUGGUUUUUCAUCAUCAACUUAUCGCAGUGGGUUUGAUUUAAGUAUCCCAGUGUUUGCAUCUAGACCAGCAGGUCAUGGUCCAGGUUUAGGUCCAGGUCUGGAAUCAAAUCCCAAGUUACCAAAACUGGAUCCCCGAGCUGACUUUGUUGGGUCGACAGACGAAUCUGAAGUAAAUAAAAUAAAAAUAAUAUCCGGUCAAAUAAAUCUGAACAUCGCAUUUGAGCAGGACCUUCAGGACAUAAAUAUAAAUAAUGAGAUAUUGAUAUUGCACCCGUGUGUUAAUCACAACCCGAUGAGCGAUUCGAUGCGCUGUGAUAACAACGGAAAGGUCUACAAGUAUCCAGAUGUCCUGGGAACUGGGACCUUCUGCUUGGUGAUACGCGGCGCGAGAUUGGGCCAAAGUAUUUUCCUGGAAUCACUGGCUGCUGGCUGCAUACCCGUCGUGGUGUCCGAUUCCGUUGUCAUGCCGUUCAGUGACAUCAUCGACUGGAGACGUGCUGUUGUAUUUAUCCGCGAAGUAGACAUUCUGUCGCUGAUAUCAACUCUGAAAAAUAUUUCUGCGACCAGGAUUGAGGAGUUACGGGACCAUGGCCAGUGGCUGUGGUCCAGGUACUUUAAGUCAGUGGACCUGAUAGUAAACACGGCCCUGGAGGUGAUGAACGACCGGAUAUUUCCUCAGCUUAUGCGAGACUACAAUAGUUGGAACUCCAGGUCUAAUUAUUCCCCGCUAUUUUUGCCAGUGACGGCACCGAAAACCCACGGGUUCACUGCUGUCAUCUUGACGUACGACCGCGUCGAGUUGUUGUUUUCUUUGAUCACAAAAAUAACUCAGGUUCCUAGUCUGUCCAAGAUCCUGGUGAUCUGGAAUAAUGUGAAAAAAGAUCCUCCAGCAUCGUCGCGGUGGCCGAAAGUCAACAAGUCGCUCCAAGUUAUUCGGACAAAAGAAAAUAAAUUGUCUAAUAGAUUUUAUCCGUACGAUGAAAUAGAAACGGAAGCUGUCCUGUCAAUAGACGAUGACAUAAUCAUGCUAACUGCUGAUGAACUGGAGUUCGCUUAUGAAGUAUGGCGGGAAUUUCCUGAUAGAAUCGUUGGGUUUCCAUCUAGAACCCACACUUGGGACAACGAGACCCAGUGCUGGCGGUACGAAAGCGAGUGGACGAAUGUCAUAUCGAUGGUACUGACUGGAGCAGCAUUUCAUCAUAAAUAUUGGAUGUAUUUGUACACGACGUCGAUGCCUGGUGACAUAAAGUGGUGGGUCGACUCUCAUAUGAACUGCGAGGACAUUGCGAUGAAUUUCCUGAUCGCUAACACGACGGGCAAGUCGCCGAUAAAAGUUACGCCGAAAAAAAAAUUCCGGUGUCCUGAGUGUACGAACACGGAAAUGUUAUCAGCAGACCUGGCGCACAUGGCUGAGCGCACGCAUUGCAUCAAUCGUUUCACGAGGAUUUAUGGUACCAUGCCACUGAAAUCUGUUGAAUUUCGAGCAGAUCCGGUUUUAUUUAAAGACGUUUUUCCGGAAAAGUUGAAGCGUUUCAAUGCUAUCAAGAGUUUGUAGAUUUAGUUGAUGAUACUGGAGUUAUUCGAGGAUUAAUAAUUUUUUUCAAAACGAUAAAUUAUAAAAAAAAAUAUUUUAAAAAAUUGCACUUGUAGUUUUUUAAAUUUUCUACAUGUGCAUAUUUUUAGUUUUUUUUUUUUUUUUGUAAUUGAAUUGUUGAAAAAAAAAUCCGAAAGUUGCUAAUUGUCUGUUAGCUUCAGGAUUAUGAGUGUAAAUGUAGCAGACAUCAGACAAAUUUAAAAUUAUUAAUUAAUAGACUAAAUAAUUAAUAAAAUAAAAUUUUUAAAAUUGAAAAAUUAAUAAGUGCAUUUUU